Molecule: messenger RNA, 1635 nt
Organism: Botrytis porri
Lineage: Eukaryota; Fungi; Ascomycota; Leotiomycetes; Helotiales; Sclerotiniaceae
Exons: 4
Coding region: 1-1635 (544 amino acids)
Biological process (GO): mating projection tip cell wall disassembly
Molecular function (GO): glucan endo-1,3-alpha-glucosidase activity
Source: RefSeq, a predicted model, not a curated record
AUGAACCUCACUAUGCAGACAAACACUUUCUUCCUGAAGACCAUUCCAUGGCUUCUCACACUACUUAACUCUAUCCAACUCACCACCGCUGACCCAUCAUCGAGGGACUCAAAUCAUCAAUCUUCUCCUAGUCGUUAUGUUUUUGCACACUUCAUGGUCGGCAUCGUAAGCAACCGAGCCAGCUCCGCCGACUAUGACAGAGACAUGCAACUCGCUCGUCGUGCCGGAAUCGACGCAUUUGCCCUGAACAUCGGCGCCGACGCAUUCACAGACACGCAACUCGACUAUGCCUAUGCAUCCGCAGCCACAAACCACAUGAAAGUCUUUUUGUCUUUCGAUUUCAAUUCCUGGGACCCAGCAGAUUCAUCAUCAGUCGGGGCAAAAAUAGCAAAAUACGCUAAUCAGACUGCUCAAUUGUCUGUUGAUGAUGAAGUCUUUGUUUCGACUUUCAUAGGCGAUGCACUCAAUGUCGCAGAUGUGCGUGCGAAAGCUGGUGUUCCGAUCUUUUUCGCGCCGAAUUUUAGCCCUGGAUCGUCUAAUUUUAAGGAGUUGGAUGCGGCGUUUAAUUGGAUGGGUUGGCCGAAUAAUGGUGCUAAUAAAGCGCCUUCUUCCGCCUCGAAUCUCACAGUGCGUGAUGGCGAUGUGGCGUAUAUGAAUGCGUUGGCGGGCGAAGAUUAUAUUGCGCCGGUCAGUCCGUGGUUCUUUACGCAUUACGGACCCGAGGUGUCGUAUAGUAAGAAUUGGGUGUUUCCGGCGGAGGGACAGUGGGUUCAGAGGUGGCAGGAUUUGUUGGGGCUGGGAGCCAGGUUUGUGGAGAUUGUGAGUUGGAAUGAUUAUGGGGAAAGUCAUUAUGUGGGACCGCUUUCUGCACCACAUACUGAUGAUGGAAAUUCAAAAUGGACGAAUGAUAUGCCUCAUGGAGCAUGGCUCACCCUCGCUACCCCAUUUAUCCGUGCUUUCCACGCCGGCGCCUCCACCCCCUCCAAAUAUAUCAAACGCGACCUCAUAGUCUACUGGUACCGACCCAAUCCCCUCUCUCUCAACUGCGGCGGCACAGAUACAACCAUGCUCCCUGCAUCCAACUCCUCCGGCGACUACUUCAACGGCAAACCCCACGGCUGGCAAACCGAAACCGACAGCAUCUUCGUAACCGCCUUUCUCAAAUCUCCCGGCAACAUCACCGUCGUCUCCGGCAGCGGCGCUUUCCAAUUCAACGCCGUACAAGGCGUGAAUGCCUUUAGCGUCCCCAUGGGAAUCGAAAACCAAAUCUUCGGACUCUGGAGAAAAGGGAAAGUGGUACUCCAGGAAACGAGUCCCCGAAAUGUAACAGAGACGUGCGCGUGUGGAAAUUAUAAUUUUAAUGCGUAUGUAGGACGGGUUCCGGCCGCGAGAGGAAAUGAUGAGUUGGCUCUGGCCGGAACGGCACUUUUGACAAAGGGGAUUAGAGUUCCGGUUGAGCAGUGUGUGGCUGUGAAGGGGGAAGUGGAGGAUGUGGUGGAGGAUGUGGAUGGGAGUGUGGGGGUUUCGGAAAGUACGAGUGAGAGUGAGAGUAGCACGAAUCAGAAGAGAUCGUGGGGAUUGCCGAAUCGCUGGGAAUGGAUUAGGGGGUGGAGAGAUUUUGUGGAUUUGGGUUAG